This is a messenger RNA of Cyanidioschyzon merolae strain 10D, 273 nucleotides long. RefSeq lists its product as hypothetical. The transcript has a single exon. NCBI's taxonomy places the organism in Eukaryota, Rhodophyta, Bangiophyceae, Cyanidiales, Cyanidiaceae. Gene Ontology annotation, biological process: mitochondrial respiratory chain complex III assembly. The record is from RefSeq and is a predicted model, not a curated record. Bases 1 to 273 code for a protein of 90 amino acids.
AUGCGCCUACUUCGGCACGAAGCACUAAGCUUGUACAGAGAAAGCCUCCGCACUUGUAAAGCUUUCACCUGGCAACAUCCAUCGGGCAAGGCGUGGCGAGAGAUCCUUGCGGAGACGCUCCGUAAGGAGUUUGAAGCGGGUCGUCUUGAAACGCAACCGGAUAGAAUCCUGGAGUUGCUUGUCAACGGCCGGGAGGCCCUUCGAAAAACACAGGAGCUUUUAGUUCAAAAACAGCGUGAACUACAGAAACGGCAGUCGCUCAGUUCAAACUAG